Molecule: messenger RNA, 2932 nt
Organism: Piliocolobus tephrosceles (Ugandan red Colobus)
Lineage: Eukaryota; Metazoa; Chordata; Mammalia; Primates; Cercopithecidae
Gene: QRFPR
Product: pyroglutamylated RFamide peptide receptor
Exons: 6
Coding region: 402-1697 (431 amino acids)
Biological process (GO): G protein-coupled receptor signaling pathway
Cellular component (GO): plasma membrane
Molecular function (GO): neuropeptide Y receptor activity
Source: RefSeq, a predicted model, not a curated record
CGCCGCUUCCCUACCGGGUCCGGCGUCCGCAUCGCAUGGCCAGAAGGCGGGGAGCGAGAGGCGCUGGGACCCUCACAUGGCGUUCCAGCACCCCGUACCGUCGCGGCGCCUCGCCUUAGGGAAGAGCAAGGGAAGAACUUUAUUUGAACCGCGAAUAUUUUUUGGCCACUGAGAUUGAGUUUCCCAGUGCUUUGGCUUCCUGCCUCUUUAUCGUGGAUUUGAUCCCUGAGCUGCUCGCCUUUCUCUAACCUCCCGCGGUGCAGCCGAGAGCCCUCCCGCGCGCCUGAGUCCAGAGCAGAGGAAGGGAGGCGGCCUCCUCCUGGUUCCCCCGAAGCCCUCCCUGCGCCGCGGGUGGCCAGGAAGUAGCGGGCGGUGGCCCCGCGUCCCGGGAGCGUACAGCAAUGCAGGCGCUCAACAUCACCCCGGAGCAGUUCUCCCGGCUGCUGCGGGACCACAACCUGACGCGGGAGCAGUUCAUCGCUCUGUACCGGCUGCGACCGCUCGUCUACACCCCAGAGCUACCUGGGCGCGCCAAGCUGGCCCUCGUGCUCACCGGCGUGCUCAUCUUCGCCCUGGCGCUCUUUGGCAAUGCUCUGGUGUUCUACGUGGUGACCCGCAGCAAGGCCAUGCGCACCGUCACCAAUAUCUUUAUCUGCUCCUUGGCGCUCAGUGACCUGCUCAUCACCUUCUUCUGCAUCCCCGUCACCAUGCUCCAGAACAUUUCCGACAACUGGCUUGGGGGUGCUUUCAUUUGCAAGAUGGUGCCAUUUGUCCAGUCUACCGCUGUUGUGACAGAAAUCCUCACUAUGACCUGUAUUGCUGUGGAAAGGCACCAGGGACUUGUGCAUCCUUUUAAAAUGAAGUGGCAAUACACCAACCGAAGGGCUUUCACAAUGCUAGGUGUGGUCUGGCUGGUGGCAGUCAUCGUAGGAUCACCCAUGUGGCACGUGCAACAACUUGAGAUCAAAUAUGACUUCCUUUAUGAAAAGGAACACAUCUGCUGCUUAGAAGAGUGGACCAGCCCUGUGCACCAGAAGAUCUAUACCACCUUCAUCCUUGUCAUCCUCUUCCUCCUGCCUCUUAUGGUGAUGCUUAUUCUGUACAGUAAAAUUGGUUAUGAACUUUGGAUAAAGAAAAGAGUUGGGGAUGGUUCAGUGCUUCAAACUAUUCAUGGAAAAGAAAUGUCCAAAAUAGCCAGGAAGAAGAAACGCGCUGUCGUUAUGAUGGUGACAGUGGUGGCUCUCUUUGCUGUGUGCUGGGCACCAUUCCAUGUUGUCCAUAUGAUGAUUGAAUACGGUAAUUUUGAAAAGGAAUAUGAUGAUGUCACAAUCAAGAUGAUUUUUGCUAUCGUGCAAAUUAUUGGAUUUUCCAACUCCAUCUGUAAUCCCAUUGUCUAUGCAUUUAUGAAUGAAAACUUCAAAAAAAAUGUUUUGUCUGCAGUUUGUUAUUGCAUAGUAAACAAAACCUUCUCUCCAGCACAAAGGCAUGGAAAUUCAGGAAUUACCAUGACGCAGAAGAAAGCAAAGUUUUCCUUCAGAGAGAAUCCAGUGGAGGAAACCAAAGGAGAAACAUUCAGUGAUGGCAACAUUGAAGUCAAAUUGUGUGAACAGACAAAGGAGAUAAAAAAGCUCAAACGACAUCUUGCUCUCUUUAGGUCUGAACUGGCUGAGAAUUCUACCUUAGACAGUGGGCAUUAAUUAUAACAAUAUCUUCAUAAUUAAUGCCCUUCAGAUUGUAACCCAAAGAGAAAAUUAUUUUGAGCAAAGGUCAAAUACUUUUUUUAUUCUUAAGAUGAUGACAAGAAAACAAAUCACGUUUCCAUUAAAAAAUGACACGAGGCUGGUCCAAGUGCAGUGAUGUUUACAACCAACUGAUCACAACCACUCAACAGAUUUCUGUGUUUCUUCUCACUUCCACUGCUUCACUUGACUAGCCUUAAAAAAAUGACAUGGAAGGCCAGGCAUGGUAUCUCACGCCUGUAAUCCCAGCACUUUGGGAGGCCGAGGCUGAUGGAUCACAAGGUCAGGAGAUCAAAACCAUCCUGGCUAACACGGUGAAACCUCGUCUCUACUAAAAUACAAAAAAUUAGCCGGGCGUGGUGGUGGGCGCCUGUAUUCCCAGCUACUGGGGAGGCUGAGGUGGGAGAAUGGAGUGAACGUGGGAGGCAGAGCUUGCAGUGAGCCAAGAUUGCACCACUGCGCUCCAACCUGGGCAAAAAAGCGAGACUCCCCAUCUCAAAAAAAUUUUUUUGAAAAAUUCGUGAACCGUACUUUUAAUAUUAUUUCAGUGGAUUUUUAAAAAUCUUGUACAGAAAUCGUGUUCUUAGCUAACAGUUUUUCUCCCACACAGGUUUUCUCCCACUGUAAUGUGACUAUGUAUUGCUAGACUGAAUAAGAAAAUAACUUAAAAUAAUAUCUUCUUCCUUGAAAAUUAAGUUAAUAGUUCAAAGCUAUAAUGUGAUUUUUAUUGCACUGUUGAAAUUAGGUAAUACAGUCUCUUGCACAUGAGGUCUGUGCCACAAUCAUAAAGUUAAAGCAAAGGGAGAAGCAGCCAAGUGACGGAUGAAUGAGACUUAGAGGAAGUUGCCUGUACCGGAGCUUUGUAUGGUUCUGCCAGUUACCUUGCUGCCUUGCUGUAUGACUGGCAGGUCACAUCGCCUUUUUAAGCCUUCAUGUUUUCCUCUGUAAACUGGAGAUGAUACCUGCUCCACUUCACGGAGUUGCUGCCAGAACAAAAUGAGACAUGAGCAGACAAGCCCUUUGUACUCUAAACAGCCUCAAGCUCUGAUGCAUAAGCUCCCUAUGUCUCACAUCUCCCCUUUUGUGUUCUCUUUUCCUUUCUGAGACCCUCCCCGACCCCUGCCCAACUUUCCCCUCAUGCCUGUGUUGUAACUGGUUUCUCUAAUCAAAAGAAGAAAGUUUGGGGAACCUCA